This is a messenger RNA of Propithecus coquereli (Coquerel's sifaka), 3074 nucleotides long. It is a transcript of the gene SCNN1A, whose product is annotated as sodium channel, non voltage gated 1 alpha subunit. The record is from RefSeq and is a predicted model, not a curated record. The coding region runs from base 1 to 2091 and encodes 696 amino acids. Gene Ontology annotation, molecular function: ligand-gated sodium channel activity. Gene Ontology annotation, cellular component: membrane. Gene Ontology annotation, biological process: sodium ion transmembrane transport. The transcript has 12 exons. NCBI's taxonomy places the organism in Eukaryota, Metazoa, Chordata, Mammalia, Primates, Indriidae.
AUGGGGGAGGGUGCUCAGGGCCCAGAAUUCAGCCUUGACCCUGACCCUUGCCCUCCCCGACCCACCCAAGGGCUCAUGAAGGGGGACAAGCUAGAGGAGCAAGACCCCUGCCCCCGCCAGCCCAUCCAAGGGCUCAUGAAGGGGGACAAGCUCGAGGUGGAAGGACCGGGUCCCGAACCCACGGCCCCCCAGCAGCCCACGGAGGAGGAGGAGGCCCUGAUCGAGUUCCACCGCUCCUACCGAGAGCUCUUCCAGUUCUUCUGCAACAACACCACCAUCCAUGGUGCCAUCCGCCUGGUGUGCUCCCAGCACAACCGCAUGAAGACGGCCUUCUGGGCGGUGCUGUGGCUCUGCACCUUCGGCAUGAUGUACUGGCAGUUCGGCCUGCUUUUCGGCGAGUACUUCAGCUACCCCGUCAGCCUCAACAUCAACCUCAACUCGGACAAGCUCGUCUUCCCCGCCGUUACCGUCUGCACCCUCAACCCCUACAGGUAUGCCGAAAUUAAAGGGGAGCUGGAGGAGCUGGACCACAUCACAGAGCAGACGCUCUUUGACCUGUACAAGUACAACUCCUCCAACACCGUCGCGGCCCGUCCCCGCGGCCGGCGCGACCUCCGGGAGACUCUACCGCACCCCUUGCAGCGCCUGCGGGCCCCGCCCCCGCCGCACGGGGCCCGCCGAGCACGUAGCGCGGCCUCCGGCGUGCGAGACAACAACCCCCAAGUGGACUGGAAGGACUGGACGAUCGGCUUCCAGCUGUGCAACCAGAACAAAUCCGACUGCUUCUACCAGACCUACUCGUCAGGGGUGGACGCAGUGAGGGAGUGGUACCGCUUCCACUACAUCAACAUUCUGUCCAGACUGUCGGACACCUUGCCACCCCUGGAGGAGGACCUGCUGGGCAACUUCAUCUUUGCCUGCCGCUUCAACCAGGUGUCCUGCAACCAGGCGAAUUACUCUCAUUUCCACCACCCGGUGUAUGGGAACUGCUACACUUUCAACGACAAGAACAACUCCAACCUCUGGAUGUCCUCCAUGCCUGGGAUCAACAAUGGUCUGUCCCUGAUGCUGCGCACAGAGCAGAACGACUUCAUUCCCCUGCUGUCCACGGUGACGGGGGCCAGGGUGAUGGUGCACGGGCAGGAUGAGCCCGCCUUUAUGGAUGAUGGUGGCUUUAACGUGCGGCCUGGCGUGGAGACCUCCAUCAGGGGUUCACAGGAAGCCUUGGACAGACUUGGGGGCAAUUAUGGUGACUGCACCAAGAACGGCAGCGAUGUCCCUGUCAAGAACCUUUACCGUUCCAAGUACACGCAGCAGGUGUGCAUCCACUCCUGCUUCCAGGAGAGCAUGAUCGAGCAGUGUGGCUGCGCCUACAUCUUCUAUCCGCGGCCCCGGGAUGUGGAGUACUGCGACUACAGGAAGCACAGUUCCUGGGGCUACUGCUACUAUAAGCUUCAGGUUGACUUCUCCUCGGACCGCCUGGGCUGUUUUACCAAGUGUCGGAAGCCAUGCAGUGUGACCAGCUACCAGCUCUCUGCUGGUUACUCACGAUGGCCCUCGGUGACAUCCCAGGAAUGGGUCUUCCAGAUGCUAUCCAGACAGAACAAUUACACCAUCAACAACAAAAGAGACGGAGUUGCCAAACUCAACAUCUUCUUCAAGGAGCUGAAAUACAAAACCAAUUCCGAGUCUCCCUCUGUCACGAUGGUCACCCUCCUGUCCAACUUGGGCAGCCAGUGGAGCCUGUGGUUUGGCUCCUCGGUGCUGUCUGUGGUGGAAAUGGCCGAGCUCAUCUUUGACCUCCUGGGCAUCACCUUCCUCAUGCUGCUCCGGAGGUUCCGAAGCCGAUACUGGUCUCCAGGCCGAGGGGGCAGGGGUGCUCGGGAGGUGGCCUCCACUCCACCAUCCUCCUUCCCCUCCCGCUUCUGCCCCCACCCCACAUCCCCAUCCUUGGCCCAGCCUGGCCCUGCUCCCUUACCGGCCUUGGCAGCCCCUCCCCCUGCCUAUGCCACCCUGGGCCCCUGCCUAUCCCCAGGGGGCUCAGGCUCUGCAGGGCCCAGCUCCUCUGCCUGUCCUCUGGGGGAGCCCUGAGAGGGGACAGUGCUCCUCCCACCAAGGCAGGUGCUCCCCCUGGAGGGAGGAGCCCACCUUGGCAGGAUUAAAGGAUGUUAGGGACUUGCUCUCAGAGCCACCAACUGCCUUUGGUGUGGGAGGGAAGCAGGAUGGGUGAGGGGCUCCGGAAGUUGCCCAGAGGACAGUGGCCAAUGGAGCUGCCCAGAAUUUGCUUGGCUCCUGCCUGCACCCCUUGGUCCUGCCUCCGAACAGGAUUUCCCCACCCAAGUGCAGACCAGUCUCCUUUUCCCUUGGAUCAGCCAAGCCAAACUUGGAACUUUGACAAGGAACUUUCCUAGGAAACGACCGAUGACCUGAGCAAAACACAAACAAGAAUACACAAAGGCAUGCGCAGGUUUCCUACCCAAUGAUGACUAAAGCCAGCCCCAGAUUGGCCUGGACACACUGCUUUCCAGUGACACGGAUGUCUGCUCCUCUUCUUGAACUUGGGUGGGGAACCCCACCCAAAAGCCCCCUUUGUUAGUUCUUGGGCAAUUCCCCUUCCCUCACUCCCUAGCGCCGGGGCUGCAGCAGACCAAUGUGGUAAAGGCUUGGCUAUUCCCAGUCGGUCCCAGGAUUCCUCUAGCCUCAUACCCCAUCCCCCACAGAGCCAUACCCCAGUGCCUCUGCUCUGUGGUAUGUCUGCUCAAGCUAUUUCUUCAGCCUGGAAGCUUCCCCAGCUAUCUGCUGGAGAACUCCUAUGCAUCCCUCAGAACCCUCCUUAGACACCACAACUUUUGUGAAGGCUUCUGCCCCAGAACUAAUCACUCCCCUCCCCUGGGCUCCCACAGCACACUACAUAACAUAUACAGGAGUGCUGAUGUCACCUUAUACCUUCUUGUUCAUUUGUGUGUGCCUUCCCAAUUAGACUGUGAGCUCCUUAUGGUCAGGGUCUGAGUCUUGUUCAUUUAUGUAUGCUCCAGGUCUAGCCUAGCAUCUCGCUUGGAGCAAGUAGGCAGGUG